Periophthalmus magnuspinnatus is the source of this 2320-nucleotide messenger RNA. RefSeq names its product SPNS lysolipid transporter 3, sphingosine-1-phosphate (putative) (gene spns3). Bases 137 to 1648 code for a protein of 503 amino acids. Gene Ontology annotation, molecular function: transmembrane transporter activity. The record is from RefSeq and is a predicted model, not a curated record. NCBI's taxonomy places the organism in Eukaryota, Metazoa, Chordata, Actinopteri, Gobiiformes, Gobiidae. Gene Ontology annotation, cellular component: membrane. Gene Ontology annotation, biological process: transmembrane transport. The transcript is spliced from 13 exons.
GCUCUUAACUCAAUAUUUCUAAAGGCAUGCAGCAGAGCAGAGACCUUUCUGCUCAGAGCAACACUCCCCACAUCAUCUGACCAGAGCAAAAAUGGAAUAACACUGAACUGAAUCACCGUUCAUCUAUAAGUGAACCAUGGAGCCGAGGAUUUCUGUGUCAUCUUUCAAAGAUGUGGUGUCUCCUGGGCGCAGUCUGAGUGCUAGUUUUCGCUAUGGCUCUUUUGUCAAUAGCACCAGUUCUUUGGAUAAGGUACGGCCUUCACCUGCCCCCCCUGCACGAGGAUAUGUGGCUGUGGCUGUGCUCUGCUAUGUCAACCUGCUCAACUACAUGGAACGGUACACUUUAGCAGGAGUGCUUUUGAACGUCCAGAAGUUUUUUAAUAUAAGUGACAGUACUGCCGGACUUCUGCAGACAGUUUUUAUUUGCAGUUUUCUUCUUUUUGCACCUCUCUUUGGUUACCUUGGAGACCGCUACAACAGGAAGUAUAUCAUGAUGUGUGGUCUAGUUGUGUGGCUCAUCACAGCCCUGUGCAGCUCCUUUGUCACUGAGAAUUUAUUUUGGUUCCUGAUGCUGAUGCGGGGCUUGGUUGGGAUCGGAGAGGCCAGUUACUCAACUAUUGCCCCCACAAUCAUUGGAGACAUGUUUUCUGGGACAAAAAGAAGUUCCAUGAUUUCUAUCUUCUACAUCUUCAUCCCAGUGGGCAGUGGUCUGGGCUAUAUUUUAGGUGCGUCCAUUGCUUCUGCCACAGGGGAUUGGCGAUGGGCUCUUAGGUUAACUCCCAUACUAGGAGUAAUCGGGCUACUUUUGCUUGGCUUCUUCUGUCCAAACCCAUCACGAGGUGCUGUCGAAAGUCAAGGCCAGACAAACACUGAACCCACGUCUUACAAAGAGGACAUCAAGUAUCUUCUGAAAAAUAAAAGUUUUGUAUGGUCAACAUUGGGAGUGACUGCCAUGGCUUUUCUGACUGGUGCUCUGGCUUUCUGGGUGCCCUUGUUCCUAUCCCGAGCUCAGGUUUUCCAGGGCGUUCUGCAACCUUGCACAGUGGAGCCUUGCCAGAGCAUAGACAGUCUCAUCUUUGGAGCCAUUACCGUGGCGACCGGUAUUUUAGGGGUUGGCAUCGGUGCUGGUCUGUCCAGAUGCUUCCUGGACAGAGUGGAGUAUGCAGACCCGGUCAUCUGCGCUGUCGGCAUGUUAGGAUCUGUCCCAUUUCUCUUUGCCACCGUCUUUACCGCUUCAGUCAACAUCCCAGCCACUUAUGUGUUUAUUUUCAUCAGUGAAACGCUGCUGUCCCUGUGUUGGCCUAUUCUGGCUGAUAUACUCCUAUAUGUUGUGGUCCCAACCAGAAGGGCUUCAGCUGAGGCUCUGCAGAUUGCCGUAUUACACCUGUUUGGAGAUGCUGGCAGCCCGUAUCUCAUUGGGACGAUUUCUGAUGCCAUCCAACGCUCCAACCCUGUCUCCCCUGAGUGGAGCUUCCUGAGCCUGAAGUACGGUCUCAUCCUCUGUCCAUUGGUUGGGGUAGUGGGUGGAGUGUUCUUCCUGGUCACUGCUAUUUACAUCACCAACGACAGGAAGGCAGCUCUACAAGUGGGGCGAGGUGAAGCCACUGCAGUAUCAUCUAUAGAGCUACAGACUGAGAACGGAAUGUGAGCCAAAUAAGUAUCAAGAAUGUAUUUUGUAUCUAUUUUUGAUGUAUGUUUAUUUUAAUAUUUUGUAUUUUUCUUAUAUUGUUGGUUAUUUAACACAUUGUGGCGACUGAAAUCUGUAUACACAGUCACAUUGUUUAUGGAGACCAAAAAUAAGCUCCGGUAAAUCCUUCAGUAUCAAGCAAGCUUUAACUUGAGCAAUUAGGUGAUGUUUACGAUUUAGGUAAAGCACUUACCUAGUUUUCCCUAGUUUGAUCAUUUUAAAGUUUAUCAUUUUACUGUAGGGUUGGACAUAGACAGAACAUAUGGCAGACAUGGACCUAACAACCACAUUGUAAACAAGGAGCAAAAAUAUCAAAUAUCAUAGCAAACAUUAGAUGGUGGCAGGGGCAAAGUGUGGUACAAACUUAAGUGUUAAACAUACUUAAAUAUGGGGAACAAUCAAAGAGGUAAAUACACACGUUAAAAGUAUGUGGAAAAUACUUGAAAUAAAACAAAUAUGAAGUGGGAUCUAGAAAGAGAGCUCUAAAUUAUAUGUUCAGGAGUAAUCAGUGUUAUUGAUUGUAUUUAAAUGUGUGCACUCUUGAACUGAAUGAAAGUGCCAUACAUGUGAGUGACAGCUGUGUUGUGACUCUGAAAAAAUAAAACUGGGAACCUUUUUGGUUCAAGAUGUUUC